AUGCCUCGAGAAGAGCCGGAUCUCACCGCACCUGAACAAGUUUUGGCAUCGAUUUUUCAAAGCUACGGUGACUACAUCAAUUCACUUCUUGAAGGAGCGGCUGUGGUUGGGAAAUCGUUAUGCGAUUUCUUUGGACUGCCCUGUGACUCGAUCUGUUCGGCCUUCUCCACCGUCUUCUCCAUCCUCUUCGCCAUCCUCAACUUCCUCUUCCAGCUGAUCUCCGGCCUUGGCUACCUUGUUCGACGUCUCACUCGAUCGGAUCCCCUUCAAUUUCUCCUCUAUUCAGCGAUUCCCUGGAUUGGACUCCAA
Molecule: messenger RNA, 309 nt
Organism: Mesorhabditis belari
Lineage: Eukaryota; Metazoa; Nematoda; Chromadorea; Rhabditida; Rhabditidae
Source: the annotation of a GenBank genome assembly